Molecule: messenger RNA, 3481 nt
Organism: Notolabrus celidotus (New Zealand spotty)
Lineage: Eukaryota; Metazoa; Chordata; Actinopteri; Labriformes; Labridae
Gene: ssr1
Product: signal sequence receptor, alpha
Exons: 9
Coding region: 26-853 (275 amino acids)
Cellular component (GO): endoplasmic reticulum membrane; endoplasmic reticulum
Source: RefSeq, a predicted model, not a curated record
AAUUCUGUCCUCAUUAUCAGGGCCGAUGGUGAGCGCCCAGGACCUCACGGAGGAUGAGGAGGCAGAGGCCGUGGAUGAAGAUGUGGUGGAUGAUGUGGAUGUGACGGCGGAGGAUGAAGACGACGAGGCGGAAGUGGAAGACGACGAAAAUGCAGAACUGACGGAAGAGAAAGAAGACGAAGAAGAAGAAGCGUUGGUCGGAGAGGUGAAAGCUUCCCCCAACGCGGACACCACCAUCCUGUUCGUCAAAGGAGAAGACUUCCCAGCCAACAACAUCGUCAAGUUCCUGCUCGGCUUCAGCAACAAGGGGUCAGACAACUUCAUCGUGGAGUCUCUGGACGCCUCUUUCCGUUACCCUCAGGAUUACCAGUUCUACAUCCAGAACUUCACGGCUCUCCAGCUCGGCAUCGAGGUUCCCUCGGGCAGACAGGCCACCUUCGAGUACUCCUUCAUCCCCGCCGAGCCGAUGGGAGGGCGGCCGUUCGGACUCGUCAUCAACCUCAACUACAAGGACGGCACAGGAAACAUUUUCCAGGACGCCGUUUUCAACCAGACGGUCACCAUCACCGAGAAAGAGGACGGGUUGGACGGAGAGACGAUCUUCAUGUACGUCUUCCUGUCGGGUCUCGGGCUGCUGGUCGUGGUCGGUCUUCACCAGCUGCUGGAGUCCAGAAAGAGGAGGCGUCCUGCUCCAAAGGUGGAAAUGGGAACCUCGAGCCACAACGACGUGGACCUGAGCUGGAUCCCUCAGGAAACGCUCAACCAGAUCAUGCAGAGUCGCAGAGACAAAGCAUCUCCAAAAAGAUCUCCUCGCAAAAGAAGCCAGAAGCGCUCGGCCGGCUCCGACGAGUGACGGGCGCCUGACGUUACUGCGACAGAUCUUCAUCCACCUGUCUACGUAAGAGGAGGAGGAGGAGGAGGAGGAGGAGGAGAAGGAGGAGGAGGAGGAAGAGGAGGAGGAGGAAGAGGGCUGAGAGCGCCACGUGGGGCGCAACUCCGCCCCCUUUACUGAAGAACUUUAACCAGUGCCAAGCACAGCUCUGGCUGGCUCUCUACAUUCAGCUUAAAAACUGUUGAACACACACACACACACACACACACACUCACACUCACACUCACACACACACACACACACACACACACACACACACACAGGUUGGUGUAACAGGAAGGUUUAGGAUCACCUGAGAACAGGUGUGUGGGGUUUCACGGCAUGUGAGGACGUUUUCUAUCCAGGCUGUUGCUUUUCUUUGGAUCACGUUUGUUUGCCUUCAAACUGCUGAUUUGAUCUCCUGGGACAGUUCUGAUUGUGUCUUUGUUAUUACCUCCCACUCGGGGGUAGGGCUGGAAGAAAAGACGUUCAUCCUCCAAAAAGGAGCGUUCUGCGUCACCUGAUGAUUAUUUAUCACGACUGUGUUUGAAACUAAAAUGCUCAAUCGGGUGUUUUGACGACCAUGAUCAUGUUUGCAGCCCGACCCUGGAGUGUAGAGACGGUAACAGAUGCAGUGUUUGUUUUUGGAUUGUUACUUUUCUGUAGUUUUUAGUUUGUAGACGACGUCUGGUCUCUUCUGUCCUCUCUGUCACUUCUCCUCGGCUCGUUGUCUCCGCACUGAUCCUGAGGAUGUUCUGAUCCUGGUGUCUGCGGUCUUUAAAUCACACACUCCACGCUCUCUGUGUCGCCGUCCUGAUAGAUGUAGCAGAGUCGAACGUUCUGAGGUGUUUUCUGAGUAAACCUGCAGAUUGUCUGAGGGAGUUUAUACCAUUAGUCUGAUGAGGACACACUUUGUGACGCAGCCUUCAAACGUUGCUCCUCACAUGCAGGAGGAGUCGGCAUUAAGGGGGUCAGAGUCGUGUAAAAUCUGCCGCCUUGUUGGGUCAACUGAAGGCGGCGUUCAGGACGAGCAGCGGAGCUAGAGCGAUGAGACGAUCUGAUGCCGGGAAAACACGCACAGGUUCAGACUUCGGACACACGACGGGGAACUGGGUUUGGCUUUAUUAGACUGUAGGACUCUCAGGACCGGCAGGCCGAUCAUGGUUCUGUAAAAUCAUUGGAAAGAAGUGAGCGAGAGGAGCAGGGUGUCGAGUAACCACCUGACCUUUAACCCCUGACACUCGCAGGUCACAGGAGCCGAGGGGGGAACCAUCCGCCGGCGUGUCACGAACGAGCUCGACAGUUCAGAUUUCUCUUCUUGUAGAGCCGACACUCCAACGUUAGAAUCUGGUCUGCAUCGUCUUCUCUCCUGUGUUUGAGUUCUGAAAUAUACCGCGCCACGUUGGAGGGAAUCACGUCUGGAGAUUUGAAGGAUAUCGUUUUAAUAAGAGUGUGAAGCUGUAAUAUUUCAGAUGAGUCAGAAUGAAGUUUUUAGACUCAAACAUGGAGCUCUGGGAAGUUUUGACUCUCACACAAUCCUGGUUUUUGUAGUCCCACAAAAGGAGACUUGAUUCUCCCGUCGUAACGUGACUCUUUCAUCUCAUGAAUGAAGAUUUUAUUCUCAAAUCUCCGAUGUUUGUCCUUCAGUGUGGCUCUAACACUCCAGUGGGAUUCAGAGAUGAAGUUUCUUUUCUCUCUUGAAAUGUUUCGGUUGGAUUUUUGUGUCUUGCCUUGAUUUUCUGCUCCAUCGUGAGGUUUGGAUUCGUCUUUCUUUGCUGUCUGAAAACUGUUUCCUGUUGAGAAGAUGUUUUGAAAUGUUUCCUGACGGGGAUCGUUUUCUCUUUUUAAACAACAAACAAACAAAAAAUUCUUUCAAUGCAAACUCUUGUAAUUCUUCUUGUUUCUACGGUGCCUGUGAAGGGACAUGGAGGGUCUUUGGGUCACUGUGUGUGAUCUCAGGAUCGUUCUUCGUUCAGCUGAAUUCCUGCUUUACGGGUACCGGAUAGACUUUCUCAGACGCUGCUCUCGGGGUCAACCUUCAGUAAACAUCUCUCCAUGUUCCUGCGGGGUCUUUGUGUUGAGAGGAAACGAUUCAGAUCAGAUUUCUCGUGUGUCCGGGUUAGGAAUCAAACCCUGGAUGAGUGUUUCCCCGUCUCGUUCAGAAUCAGCUUCUUCUUCUUUUCUUUUGUGACUGUAAAAAUGUUGAACUGGCCGAAGCACUGGUGUAAAUACUGGCUGAUGGAUGAUGACGGCAAAAUUACUGAGCUAAUUUAUUUGAGUGACAGAUGGGGCGGGGUUUUUGUGCACUGUUUUUUUAUUUUAUUGUACCACUAGGGGGCAGCACUGACUCACUCUGCAGGCGCUCGGUUCAUAACCUGCAGAGUGUCGGCACUCAGAGUCUCUCUGUGAGGAGUGAGCGGCUCAGAGAUCCCAAACACACGGUCCAAACUUGAACACACACCUGAGGAGGCUGAGUGAGUCACAGAUCCACAGAGAGCUGAGCCGAUGUUUGUUUUUCUAAGAUGAUGGGGCUGUCAUUCACUCACAGAACGUUUUACUUUUAUUUGCUUUUAAAUGUGCAGAAAAUAAACUUUGAUUACUUGCUGUAAA